This is a messenger RNA of Hyalella azteca, 2921 nucleotides long. RefSeq names its product myophilin. Lineage: Eukaryota; Metazoa; Arthropoda; Malacostraca; Amphipoda; Hyalellidae. The transcript has 5 exons. Bases 54 to 1982 code for a protein of 642 amino acids. Gene Ontology annotation, molecular function: protein binding. The record is from RefSeq and is a predicted model, not a curated record.
GGUCGUCGUGCUGAGCGGGUGUCGUGAGCUGCAGCCCAGCAACCAACCACACAAUGGUCGUCAAAAAGAGGAAAGUCGAUUUUGAUCUGCAGCCUCGUCCUUCCGCCGAGGCCUCUCCUCCAGCGCUGGUAUUGGGCAACUAUCCUUCUAUCGUAUCCUUCACUGAAGUCGCCAGUCUGCUCAGUUCUACCACACAAAAGUCCAUCCUAAAAAACUGCAUACGCGACAAUCAAGCAUAUGACAGCCUAUGUAACACAUUAAUAGACUUACCCCCUCCUCCAAGUAAUGAUUUGCUGAGCCUUGAUGUCCUGCAACAAGAAACUGUCUUCAAACCGAGGAAAGCUUUUGCUAAUUUAGUUGCUGUUGAUAUUACCGAUCUAAUAGAAGAGAGAAAACAUUCUUCAGAUGAAGAGGUAGAAAACCAAUACGACACAGAAUCAACAAAAAAUCCGUUAAAAGUUUCCCUUUCGGACGUUGAAAGUAGCAUCGUUGAAACCCAAUUGGCCACCGGCGAAACACCUGAAGUAUUUACCAAGCCUAGUGAUAAUGAUGAACCUAUUGUCAAUAAAGUUCUCGAUGAUAUUUAUGAGAACCUCAUCGAUAAAGAAGAGGAAAUUUUAUGGCAUAAAUGUGAGGAGUAUGUAUCAAGAAAUGUUAGGAAACUUGACGACGAUCACAACGAGUUACUCAAUGACUUCGAGAUCGCCAUUAAGAGAAACAAAGUUGCGGACGAUGACUAUGAGGAUUGCAGUGCACGGUUGGGUGGAAGUGAGAGUUUGGAAGUGAAAAUAGAUAUUGUGGAUGAUAGUAUAGUACAAUCUUAUAGCAAUGCCGGUUUAGAUGAAACAGACGUCAAUGAUAUUAAUAAACGUGAAGUUAUCGAAGAGCCGUGCAUUCAAACAAAACUUGUGGUUUCUGAAUCCGUAGAAACUAGUGAACCAGUGAACAGAACAAGAACAGAUGAAGUAGGUUCAAGUGAUCAGAAUUCUCAGACCUCCACAAAAGUGGUUCCAAGUGUCGAGCGUGACAUGCCGCGAAAUACUUCGAACUUCGAAAGUACUCUAUCGGUUACUAAUGAAGAAAUGACAGAGUUUGAGGUUUUAAGUUCGUCACUAACUGCACCAGAAAACGAUAAACAAACUAAUCAACAACUUCUUACUCCUCUUUCUAUUGUUUCAUGUCAGUCAAUUAACGCAACCCUGACUAACACAACGCAAGAAUUGACGUCACGCCACAGACGUAAAAGUGGUAGAAAAAGUCACCGAAAACAUUCCCACUCAACCAAACAAGCACAAUCAUCUUCUCAAUUAUCUGAUACAACAUCAUUUCUCACUCCUUCCCACGUUGCAAAAGAUCCAGAACAAAGGGCUUUAGACGCUCAAGCCAAGUUUAAGAAAUAUUUAGCGAAAAUGUCAGCCGCUGCGAAUACAGAAAAUCUCAACUGUGCUGGAGAGCCGGAAACUCUUGAACCGCACAUGCGAGACUCUAUCAAAGAGAGUCAAAUACUGAUCUGGAUCUACAACAUGAUAGACGAAGCGGCGCGUGUCGACUUCGAGUUCUUCCUGAAAGAUGGAUGCAUUUUGUGCAAGUUGAUGAACCGCAUUGUUCCGAACUGUAUCCCGGAAGAGGAGAUCACAUGGGAAGGCGCGCGCAGCAAGCAGAAGAACAUCAACAACUUCCUGAAGGCGGCAGAGAAGUACGGAGUGCCGAAGGCCAAACUCUUCUUUCCAGAAGAUCUCUUGCACCUGCGACACCUGCCCAGAGUCACCCGGUGUAUUUAUGCUCUCGCUAAAAUAGCGCAGUCUGAUCCAUCCCUGGGAGAAGACACCCCGCAGCUGGGGGAUGAACCGAGUUUCCUGAAGGAGGGACCGACGAAGGUCGUUAUACCUGGCCACCGUGACACGAAGGAGGUGUUGGCUCAGCUCACGAGCAGCAAGGAGCAGGAGCAGAAAGUUAAGAAUAAGCAUUCGCUCUACAAGUAAAGAUUUCUAUGGGGGGACAAUUGUUUCCUGUUGUGGCACUUGACUUGCGGUCGUCAAUAUUCGGUAAAAAAAUACAAAAGAAAGGAAAUCUUCAUCAACAAAGUUGGCGUUAAAAAUCCUUAAAAUAAUCUUUCUAAUUGUAGUUUUUACAUCGCUUUAUUCUAUUAGGGAAUUUCAGGUUAUUAGUCCUAAAUAGAAAUCGGAACACAAUUAUUUAUUCCUUUCGAUCAAGCCCCUGUGCGUAACAAAGAUAAGAAUAUUCUCGUGUUCUGUCACGCGAACACAUUAUGCUUGGAACUAGCAUUUAAAUUCACUUUAACAGCCAAUUUGACAAAAUUUAUGUUAACUCCAUAUGACACAGUAUUUCUUUUUCUUCCUAGAAAUUCUAUUCUAACUUUUCUUCGUUAAAAGAAGACGAUACAUUGUUAAAACCUUCACGUUAGCACUUCAUCAUCACUCAAGUCGAAAGUGAUGUUUGUUUUCAGCCGACACUUUUAUUUUUGCUUUUAUGUGCUUAUGCCCGAUGGCUGGAGAAGCUUCAACACAUCAUUGUUACUAAAAUGUAAGUUGCACUGCAAAUUUCAGCGUUGCUUUCCUAGCUUGUGGUAGUGCAAUGACCAUUGUGCAAUCGAGCUGCCCCAACCCAGUAAGUCGUAGGCAAACCUUGUCCAGUAAAUUGACGGAGACUUAGUAUAGAAUAAAUUGAUCAACAUUUUAGCGACCAUUUUCUAGUGAUUUUGUGCGCCUGGCACGUCAGGUGUGGAAUCUACUUUAUAUGCGUGCAAGAAGUACGAUGUCUUAUUUUCAAAAUAAAGGUUUAAAAUAUAUUCGUCCGACAGCUGUUUCAUAUUACCUUGUGAUAUGCUUGUGACAAAUGUACCGCAAAGUCUAAACUGUUAUAUUUAUUUAUAAGAAGUGAAAUACGUUAAGCUAAGAUCA